Molecule: messenger RNA, 1464 nt
Organism: Paramecium tetraurelia
Lineage: Eukaryota; Ciliophora; Oligohymenophorea; Peniculida; Parameciidae
Exons: 1
Molecular function (GO): metal ion binding
Source: RefSeq, a predicted model, not a curated record
AUGUAAAAUUCAUCUAAGAAGCAAGAGACUCACGAUUGCAAUGAUUGUUGGUCUGCCCUUCUGUGUGGCUUAGUAGAAAUACUAAUUAAAACCAAAAAUCAAGAUCAGAUCAAACUACUAUUACCUCUGGCAAAUCAAUUUGCUCCUAUUAGGAUCCACAAGACAGUAGAAUUACUGAACCAAAUGAUAAGGAGUCCCAAUAUCGAUCUCUUCUACACUUUAGUUAAUCAAGAAGAAUCCUCAUAAAUAAUGAAGAUGCACAUCUUUGCCCAGUACAAAAAAAUCGCCUCACAAAUCUGUAACAAGGACAUUCUCUAGAGAUUGGGUCAGACUUUCAAGGUGGACACGAUCUUUUUGACGUAUAACACCUCCAUUUCACUUUCAAACAGUGAAAAUCUUCCCUUGAUACUCAAGAUUGUAUAAUUUCAAAGCCACUACACUGUGGAGGCUUAAGAAAAGUAAAGGAGUCGAUCUAAUUCAUUAUAGCAUGAUUUUAUAUUGGAAAUGAAGCAGGAAUGCAACGGUUGUUUGAGAUCAUUUGAUUAAGUUGAAUUGAAUAAAUCAAUAGCAUGUAGUCACACAUAUUGUAAACAAUGUUUGAAGUUGUAUUUCAAAUUGGGAUCCUACUUCAUUUGUCGAGAUUUCUAUUGCAAAAUAGAACUCAGUAAGGAUGAUUUCCCAUUUCUUUAGUUGUCCCCUUUGAUGGACCCUUCCGUCUAGGUCAAUAAAUGUCUCUAGUGCAAAGCAACACAAGGAACACUCUACACCAAUAAAUGUGGACACACCCAUUGUGAGAAGUGCAUCAAGGACUCCCUCAAUAAAUCAAAGUACUUUCAGACUCACUUUUGUUUGGAACCCUCGUGCACCGAAAUCUUGAAUAAUGAACUAAUCAAGAACAACAGCAAGGAGAUAGAUGUUAAUCAAUUGUUGUAGAGGAGCAAUUCAAUUAAAUAGAAGGCAUCAGAUUUCUGUGACUUUUGCAAAAAGACUCAAGAACAAGGAGUGAAGAACAAAUGCGGACAUUAUUAUUGUAAAUCCUGUCUUUAAUCUUAAUAUCAAUCUAUAAUAACGUAUGGUUUAAACAAAACAGUCGAAUGUCCAGAAUGCAAUUCUAAAUUCAACAUUGACACAAUAUUGGAGGAGUAUUACAUCUAAUUGUAGUAAUUAUCGACUCCAAGAUUGAGUAAGAUGAGAUCAAUUUCCUAGUAAUAGCCAGAUGUGCAGCCAUCCCCGUCUUUGGGGUUGAUCUUGAAUUCAAUCUAGGAAAACACUAGACUCAAGACAAACGAGGACAUAUAAUAGAGUCCGCAAUUGAAGAGACAGAAUAGCAUUGAUUUAAAGAGCAUCUAUAAUGGAGGGUCCACUCCUAGAAGAAUCAUUCCUCAGAUAUCUACGAGCAGCAGAAGCAAUUACCCUUUGACUCAAUAAUCGUUGCAGUUCCAUAGGAGUCCAUAAUUCUUUUGA